CCUGAGCUACUUGGAUCCCGUUGCGCAUGCUCACCGCUCUCUUCCAGGACGUGCACCUGCUUAGAGAGUCCGCCGUUCGACCUAGCAUCCCACCUGAGCAUCGCGCACCCAGCCAUGACAGCACACUCCUUUGCCCUCCCAGUUAUCAUCUUUACCACGUUCUGGGGCCUCAUCGGCAUCGCUGGGCCAUGGUUCGUGCCCAAAGGACCCAAUCGCGGGGUGAUCAUCACCAUGCUGGUGGCCACUGCUGUCUGCUGUUACCUCUUCUGGCUCAUCGCCAUCCUGGCUCAGCUGAACCCCCUCUUUGGUCCACAAAUGAAGAAUGAGACCAUCUGGUAUGUGCGCUUCCUGUGGGAGUGACCACUGAGAGUCAUCAGCUGGCUUCUGGCCCCAGGUACCCUGCUGUGGAUGGCCCAGCCUUGACGUCCCUGGAGACCCUGCAUUCCCACUGGCCCCACCCAUCAGUCAACCCUCCUGUGUUCUCCAUGCCAGCGCUGUGGGAUCCACCCCCUCAGAGCCAUCCUGGUUUCAGCUUCCCAGCCAUUAGGGGGACUCCAUGUGGGAAAGCCCUGUGCUCUGUCUGGCCACAGCUGGAGCCAACCUGUGCUUAAAUCCCCUUUAAGGCAGUUUUCUCUCUCUUCCAAGUAGAUCCUGGGUAAGGGUCUGAACUUGCUGGGGCGGGGGGGGGGAUCUGUUUUCAUCCUGAGAGCAGAUGCCAGGACUCAACCCAGUCCCAGAAAGGACAUGGGCCUUUGUGGAGAAGGGACAUAUGGCCCAGGAUACUCCAAGCUUUUCAGCUCUGCCUCCACCUUGUGAAAUAUUGGGUCAGGGUCACAGGCCUUCUCCAGCUUGGUGUGGAUUAUUUUUUAAGUUUCAAACACUUGUAGAUGUGACAACACUUGAGAUGUUGAUGUCCUAAAGAAACAGUCACACCAAAAACACCCCCCGCACUGUACUUUGGGUCAAGAUAGAAACUUUCAUGUUUUAGUCUUCUGUAGCAGUGAAGUCACUCAGCACGAGAGGGAGGUAGUGUGUCUUUGGAAUGUUCUAGUCACGUUGCUCCCCCUCUGUAGAUAAGCUCACCCACUCCCUAGAACCUGUUUGUUGGGGUGCAGCCACUCCUGCCAGGAGGCUACACUCUUCGUUGUGUGGUGGGAUGGAUCCCACAGCUGGCCCCAACAGCACUGAAGAGAUCUGGAGUUGGGGCUGGGGACAGACAAAGGUAAUGAUUAUGAGGUACUCCUGGCACUAUGCCUCCCUGGCCUCUGAGACCCUUUGUCCUCAAGCUCAUGUGGCCCUGUGCCAGGCACAGUGGAAGACAGAGAAUGCAGACCACAGGGGGGAUCAGCCUAGGGGACCCCUCCAGCCCAUGCCCUCCCUCUUCUGAGAGGGUGAGUAUGGACUUCACACUCCUGUCUGAGUUGCCAGAGCCAGCUAGGACAGAGCCCUGCACAACCCCUGGUUCCCAGCCAGUGGCUGAGUUCCCAGGGGAAGACAAACCGGCCUUGAUUAUUUAUUGACUAUUUAUUUGGUCUGGUCUUCCUCCCCUUUCCGGGGUCAUUUGGGGAGUGGCGGGGGAAUACAUUGCAGCUCAGAUUGCUGAGCCCUGGGGCUGCUGGUUGCUGAGAGCUUAGAUGGGGGCCUCCAUGGGUAGCCUCUCCCUCCCUGCCCUAACCCCUGAAGCCUGCCUGUGGGAUGGGGCCUGGUGAGCAUGACCUGUGUUGAAAAGCUGAUUCCUGUCUAAUAAAUACUAGUGAUGCAA
Molecule: messenger RNA, 1762 nt
Organism: Peromyscus maniculatus bairdii (prairie deer mouse)
Lineage: Eukaryota; Metazoa; Chordata; Mammalia; Rodentia; Cricetidae
Gene: Atp6v0e2
Product: ATPase H+ transporting V0 subunit e2
Biological process (GO): proton transmembrane transport
Cellular component (GO): proton-transporting V-type ATPase, V0 domain
Molecular function (GO): proton-transporting ATPase activity, rotational mechanism
Source: RefSeq, a predicted model, not a curated record